This is a messenger RNA of Tribolium castaneum (red flour beetle), 2321 nucleotides long. RefSeq lists its product as uncharacterized. The transcript is spliced from 7 exons. Lineage: Eukaryota; Metazoa; Arthropoda; Insecta; Coleoptera; Tenebrionidae. Bases 184 to 2112 code for a protein of 642 amino acids. The record is from RefSeq and is a predicted model, not a curated record.
UGACAAAUCGGUGUGACAAAUAGCCCCACCGGCGUUUGUCAUCAUGUUUUGUUGUGUUUCGUAACAAAUUCAAUGGAUUUGUUCCAUAAAGCGUUGAAAACAAUACUUUCGUUAUCAUGAUUGUGAUAAGGCACCCCAAAUGCUAUUAAAGGCGUGUUGGUAGUGGACGGUUUUAGUUACAAAAUGCGCAUAAUUAGAACAAUGCAAAUCAGAAAAGUGUUUCUUCUGGCCAUUUCUUCAGCCUUUGGUAUUCUGAUGUUACUUAUAGUAACACGGGACUCUCCAAUAAAUGACAUCGACCGAAAAUUCCGAUUGGAAAAAAUCGACGAACUGAUUCACUCACAGGCGAGCUCCCUGGCUUGCAAACAGCCCAACUUGCCGGUAUUUUCCCCCGAAAUGAUGAAAUUCGUCCAUGAGGAGCCCCCAAUUGACUGUUCAUCGGCAGGGCCGGACUGGGUCAAAUGCCAAGGUAGCGAGUGUCGAAUCCAGGACGAAAUUAAGGCGAGACACGGACGCGUCACUUGUUCUUUCACUGAUAUAAUCCGAGUCAAUGAUUUUGAGUCAACCAGUGGGGAAACAACCUACUCAGACUCCUACUAUAAACUCGAAGCGAGCGAUGUAGUCAAAGUUUCGUGUCGGGGGCAAAAGGCCCAAUGGUCGGCGACUUUGACCGGAAUUCGCCUCGAUAAAAAAAUUUGGGAGAAUACUAGUUGGAGUAAACUACCCUCGGACGCUGUGAAGUUCAACGUUUUGAUGUUCGGUUUCGACUCAAUUUCGCGCAACUCUUUCGUGCGAAAGUUGCCCAAAAGCUACAAGUUUUUGACUGAAAUAUUGCACGGGGACGUUCUACAAGGGUAUAACAUAAUCGGGGACGGAACCCCGCAAGCCCUAAUACCGAUUUUAACGGGGAAGACCGAACUGGAACUCCCUGAUACGAGAAAACGGUUCGCAAACACGAAAUUCGUGAACUCGUACCCGUUUAUUUGGAAUGAGUACAAGAAGGCGGGAUACGUGACUGGUUACUUUGAGGAUGUGCCCGAACUGGGGAUUUUUACAUAUCGCCUAAAUGGUUUCAAUGAAACUCCAACUGAUCACUACAUGCGGCCGUAUUACCUCGCUUCGUUGGGGGAAAGACGCAAAUGGCCAAGACUUUGUACCGGGGAAAUACCGAGGCAUCAAGUCAUGUUCAAUCAGAUGAAAAAUUUUUUCACAGUUUAUAAACAAAAACCCAAGUUUUUGUUUGGUUUUCAUGGAGAGUUGUCACACGAUGAUUAUAAUUUGGUGGGGGUUGCUGACGACGAUUUCUACAAGUUUUUACAGUUUCUGAAGGAGUCGGGGGUUUUGGAUGAUACCAUUUUGAUUAUUAUGGCAGAUCAUGGGCACAGAUUUGCAGAAAUCAGAAAUACGAUUCAAGGUAAACAAGAGGAACGUUUACCAUUUUUCUCAUUUACGUUUCCCGAAAGUUUCAAAAAUCACUUCAAACAAGCUUACGAAAAUUUUCAAAAUAACAUUAAUAAGUUAUCAACCCCGUUUGAUAUCCAUUUUACGUUGAAAAGUUUGCUGGAAUUGAACGAUAUUGGGGAGGCAAAUAUCAAUUAUAGAGCAGUGUCACUGUUUACAAAGAUUCCGGCCGAGAGGAGCUGCUCCCACGCGUACAUUGAGCCCCACUGGUGUGCGUGUCUCGACUGGGAAAAAAUCCCCCUUUCUGACCCGAUAGUAAAACGAAUAUCAAAUUUACUAAUUUCCACUUUAAACGAUUACACGAAACCGCACCGCCACAUAUGUGAGGUGUUAUCAGUGUCUGAUAUUGAAUGGGUGAUGAAAAUGACACCCAAUGAAAACCUCAUAAAGUACAAUAAAAACGCCGACUUGGACGGUUUUGUUGCCGAUUUGUCGGCGAAAAUGCGAAUCAAAACGAAUAUGUAUCAAAUUAAAGUGGUUGUGACGCCUGGAGAUUCAGUUUUUGAAGCCAGUGUGACGUAUUACAUUGAUGAAGAUAAGUUGAAUCUUAAAAUGAGUGAUAUCAGUCGAGUCAACAUGUAUGGAAAACAAGCGAGGUGUGUGGAGGAUAAUCUACCAGAUUUGAGAAAGUUUUGUUAUUGUAAAGAUUGAAAAAUAUUGCUCAGUGUUUGAGUGACUAAAACUACAAAUGUGAGUGUAGGGGGCAGCACCAGAACAAAUCGUUUUCUUUAUCAGUAUUUCAAGUUGCAGCACUUUAUAAAAGGGACAACUUGAAUUGUUUUACAUGAUCAAUUACAUAAUUGUUUUUGUUUUUAUUAACUGUUUAUUUUGUACAUAAUAUAAUGAUUUUCAAAAAAAAA